This is a messenger RNA of Racocetra persica, 585 nucleotides long. The record is from the annotation of a GenBank genome assembly. NCBI's taxonomy places the organism in Eukaryota, Fungi, Glomeromycota, Glomeromycetes, Diversisporales, Gigasporaceae.
GCGCUAAGUGUGUUUGUUACCAUCCAGUUGACGAUAUUUCUUCGUUAGUUGAAAGUCAUUGCAGCACUGCAUAUGAAGAUUCUGUUACGAAUUCUUUGUCAUCGAUACCAUCAUACGAUCAAUCUGUUAUUCUACAAGAACCUGAAAAUUGUAAUCAAUCUAUUAUUCAGCAAGAACCUAAAAAUUGUAAUCAAUCUAUUAUUCCGAUAGAGCCUGAACAUCGUGAUCUACCCGUUUUUACAAGUUCUUUACAAAGCUGCCCUUCUGCUAUGGCAGGCGGAAGUUGUUGCGGCACAUCAACCACUGAAUCAGUAUGCAGGUGUGGUACAGGAUGUAGUUGCGAAGGUUGUGGAACUCAUUCGCUUACGAUAGCUCCGUCGCGACCUGUAAAAAAUUGCUGUUCUACCAAUUCUAGAAUGAUCAGCCGAUAUGAACUCGAAAUAGAUGACGAUGAAAACUUUAUAGAAAGAGAUGUAACUUCAGAGUAUAUGGAUCUUGUAACAACUACUGAUUCUAUGCAAUGCGAAAUACCUAAUGUUACUGGGUAUUUGACCACGGUAUUAGGAUGCAAAUGUGGGCCAGGUU